This is a messenger RNA of Ipomoea triloba (trilobed morning glory), 2115 nucleotides long. RefSeq lists its product as uncharacterized. Gene Ontology annotation, biological process: DNA integration. Gene Ontology annotation, molecular function: nucleic acid binding; RNA-DNA hybrid ribonuclease activity. Lineage: Eukaryota; Viridiplantae; Streptophyta; Magnoliopsida; Solanales; Convolvulaceae. Bases 1 to 2115 code for a protein of 704 amino acids. The record is from RefSeq and is a predicted model, not a curated record. The transcript has 3 exons.
AUGGUGAACGCCCUAUUCGGAGAGCUGAUCGGCAAAACGAUGGAGGCCUAUAUCGAUGACAUGCUGGUAAAGAGCAGGAGUAUGCGCGAUCACGCUUCCGACUUGAGACGAAGCUUUGAAAUCAUGAGGCGUAACCGGUUGAGGCUCAACCCGACAAAAUGCACGUUCGCUGUACAGACUGGGAAGUUCCUUGGGUUCAUGAUGCCAAGGAGAGGGAUCGAGCCGAACCCCGCAAAAGUGAAAGCGAUCAUGGACAUGAGGCCGCCGACCACGGUCCGGGAAGUCCAACAAUUGACCGGCCGGUUGGCCGCCCUGAGUCGUUUCCUCUCGAAACUCGCCGAGCGGGCUCACCCGUUCUUCCAAACGCUGAAGAAGACGUCCGCCUUCGCAUGGACUGACGAGUGUCAAAGGGCUUUCGCGCCGAUAGUGUUGUCCAGACCAGAGCCCGGUGAGGAAUUGCAGAUUUAUCUCUCCGCGUCGGAUCGUGCAAUCAGUGCAGUGCUUUGCCGAACCGACCCUGGAGGGGUACAGCGCCCGGUUUAUUACAUUAGCCACGCCCUCCAAGGUCUCGAGCUACGGUACUCCAGGCUGGAAAAGUUUUCGAUUGAAUACACACCGAGACCGGCCAUUAAGGGGCAGGCCCUAGCAGACUUCGUCGUGGAAUGCUCGGCGAGAGACACCAGUGGGACGACCACCGUUGAACCGAUCCUGGCAGAGUGGGAGAUCGCGACGGACGGGUCAAGUUCUAAGCAAGGCGACGGCGCUGGAAUAGUACUCACUAGCUCGGAGGGCUUUAAAGUCUACUACGCCUUGUCGCUCUCUUUUUUGCCGACCAACAACGAAGCGGAGUACGAAACUUUCAUAGCCGGCCUAUGCUACGCCCGUUCCCUGGGGGCCCGACAUGUGAGGAUCCGAACCGGAUCGGCCUUGGUCGUCGGACAAGUCACCGGCGCUUUCGAGGCGAAGGGAGAACGGUUAGCCCGGUACCGUGAUCACACCAUAUCUAUUAUGGGAUCGUUUGAUGCGUGCGUUGCCAAGCACAUCCCGCGGGCUGAAAAUGCGGACGCUGACAUGCUAUCCCGGUUAUUGCACGAAGCCUCGGAAUACAUAUCCAAGGUGGCCCGGGUGGAGGAGCUAUCGACUGCUUGCAUUGAUGUGUUGCCCGUGGCCCCGGUGGAUGAUGACGUUGACGAGUGGAUCACUGACCUUCGGCUGUACUUAGAAACCGGAACCUUACCGGAGAACGGGCAGAGGGCCAGGAAAGUGAAGCUACGCGCACCCCGGUUUCAGAUAGUCGACAACCGCCUAUACCGACGGUCGUAUGGAGGGCCGUUGAUGAGAUGUUUGUCCCGGUUCGAGGCUGAAUUAGUGAUGACCGAGCUGCACUCCGGACUUUGCUCCGCUCAUCAGGGGGGCCAGGCCUUGGCAAGAAGAAUUAUGUUGAUCGUACAGUUGGUGACCGACAACGGAAAGCAGUUCGAGGGCGAAUAUUUUCAGAACUUUCUGGCGACGGUCGGCACCAGAUCGAUUCGGUCUUCCGUGGCGUACCUCCAGGGGAACGGCCAGGUCGAAAAUGCAAACCAGACCAUUUUGGAGGGGCUCAAGAAGAAGCUGCAUUCGACCGGGCGAAGCUGGGCGGACGAGCUCCCAUAUAUCUUAUGGUCGUACCGGACUACACCCCGAGAGGCUACGAAAGAAACCCCUUUUGCUUUAGUCUACGGUACUGAGGCCCGCCUGCCGGUGGAGGCUUGGAUACCGACCUCCCGGGAGCGAGUUUACGAUGAGAACAGCAACGACUCCUUGAUGGUCACCGAGCUGGAUUCCCUGGAAGAAAGGAGAGACGCUGCGGCCCAGAGGAUCGAGGAGUACCAGAAGAAAUUGAAGGCGUACCGUGACCCUAAGGCGCGCCCCCGGUACUUUCAGGUCGGGGACUACGUGCUGCGAGAGAGACAGGCCAGCAAGCCGCUCGAGGGCGGGAAGUUGGCCCAGAGUUGGGAGGGGCCAUACGUUAUUUCGGCCGUCGUGAGACCGGGCACUUACCGGCUCGAAACCACUACCGGCAGGCCGGUCGACCGCAUUUGGAACUCCCAGCAUUUAAUUCAUUUUUAUCAUUAG